AUGGACCAAGAUGGUCAAAAAGACGAAGCAGAAACGGUGUCGUCUUGCGGAAACGGUAAGAGCAAUAGCAAUAGCAAGAUUGUCCCUGGAGACGAUCACGAUGGAGACGAAAGCAGUGGUGGCUGUACCAAAAGAAGGAGGAAGAGAAAAUCGCAGAAAACUACGAAACGACGUGUGUUAGUGUCGUAUAGUGACCUACCGGACUACAUGAAGGAUAACGAAUAUAUAUUGAAUUAUUACAGAGCUGAUUGGUCCAUUAGGGAUGCUUUCUUUAGUGUCUUCAGUUUCCACAAUGAGUCCCUCAACGUUUGGACACAUUUGAUUGGUUUCAUCUUAUUUGUGGGACUAACCGUCGCCAACAUUAUUCAUCACGAUAAAUUCUUCCCCGUGGAUGCAAAGAGUCCAGGGAAUGUAACAAGAUGGCCAUUCUUCGUCUUCUUAGGAGGCUCAAUGUUCUGCCUACUCGCAAGCAGCAUUUGUCACCUCUUCUGUUGCCACUCCAAAGACCUCAAUGUCUUCCUCCUCCGCAUAGACUAUGCCGGUAUCACGGCCAUGAUCAUCACUUCUUUCUUUCCACCAAUCUUCUACAUUUUCCAGUGCACUCCUCGUUGGUACUUCAUCUACCUAUCAGGCAUCACCUUGAUGGGAAUCUUCACAAUCAUCACACUAUUCACUCCAUCACUUUCCUCUCCCAAAUACCGGGCUUUUCGCGCUUUGCUCUUCGCCUCCAUGGGGCUCUUUGGGAUCGUGCCAGCUGUCCACGCGCUAGUGGUCAACUGGGGAAACCCGCAAAGGAACGUGACGCUCGUGUAUGAGUUGGCCAUGGCCGUGUUCUAUCUUGUGGGGACAGGGUUCUAUGUAGGGAGAGUGCCUGAGAGGCUUAAACCGGGAUGGUUUGAUCGUGUGGGACAUAGUCAUCAGAUCUUCCAUGUGUUCGUUGUGUUGGGUGCUUUGUCUCACUAUGCAGCUGCUCUCUUGUUCUUGGAUUGGCGUGACCAUAAAGAAAAGAAAAGGAAUAUGAUAGAGGAAGAUUUAGCGAAAUCAAGAGCGGCCAUACGGGAAGCCGUGAGGUCGAAGAAGUAUGCAUCGGAGAAGGAAGAAACUUUUAUUCCUCGUGGAGCUGUUUACAGAAACGCUUAUGCAUUUCAUCAAAGCCAAAUAGAGAUGGAGAAGAAAUUCAAAGUGUGGGUAUACAGAGAAGGAGAGUCACCUUUAGUACACAUGGGUCCAAUGAACAGUAUAUACGGCAUUGAAGGCCAAUUCGUGGACGAGAUCGAGAGAGAAACGAGCCUAUUCACGGCUAGUCACCCCGAGGAGGCUCACGCUUUCCUCCUCCCCGUGAGCAUUGCCAAUGUCGUCCAUUACCUAUACCGGCCACUCGUGACCUACUCGAGAGAACAACUUCACAAUGUGUUUCUUGACUACGUCAAUACUGUGGCUCACAAGUAUCCUUAUUGGAACAGAAGUCUCGGAGCUGACCAUUUCUUCGUUUCUUGCCAUGAUUGGGCACCAGAGGCCUCGGGAUCGAACCCCAAGCUGAUGAAAAACCUGAUAAGAGUUCUCUGUAAUGCCAACACAUCAGAAGGUUUCAUGCCCCAAAGAGACGUCUCAAUCCCGGAGAUCAACAUCCCGGGGGGCCAACUAGGCCCACCUCGGUUAUCUCGCGCUUCGGGCCACGACCGACCCAUUCUUGCUUUCUUCGCAGGCGGUUCACACGGCUAUAUCCGCAAGAUUCUGCUGCAGCAUUGGAAAGACAAAGACGAGGAGGUUCAAGUCCAUGAGUACUUAACCAAGAACAAAGACUACUUCAAGCUAAUGGCCAAGGCAAGGUUCUGUCUCUGUCCUAGUGGCUAUGAAGUCGCUAGCCCUCGAGUGGUUGCAGCGAUUAACUUAGGUUGCGUCCCUGUCAUCAUCUCUGAUCAUUACGCCUUGCCCUUCUCGGACGUUCUUGAUUGGAGUACGUUCACCAUUCAUGUUCCUUCUGAGAAGAUCCCAGAGCUCAAAUCGAUACUAAAGAGCGUGUCUUGGAGACGCUACUUGGUGUUACAGAGAAGGGUUUUGCAGGUUCAGAGACAUUUCGUUCUCAAUAGACCGUCCCAACCGUUCGAUAUGCUUCGAAUGCUUCUUCACUCUGUUUGGUUGAGAAGGCUCAACUUGAGGUUGCCUUUAUGA
Messenger RNA from Arabis nemorensis, 2172 nucleotides. NCBI's taxonomy places the organism in Eukaryota, Viridiplantae, Streptophyta, Magnoliopsida, Brassicales, Brassicaceae. The record is from the annotation of a GenBank genome assembly.